GAUUUUGUCAACAUCAAUAUCCGAAAAAGUCAGGCGGUUGAUCGGAAGGAACGUUAUGGUAUGAAUGAUGAGAUGAAAUGAUUUGGUACUUGGUUAUAACACGGAAAGUGGAGGACUGCAUUGUUCACUAAAGCCUGAUAACUAAUCCCUCAGUGCAACUAUCAUAGCACCAUUUGUUGUGUCAUCACAACAUCAAAAUAUAUCUGCUUCCUCUGACUUGCACCUAGUUUUGGAAAGCAAAAUUUAAAAACAAGGACAUUUUUUACAUUCAUUCACUCAUCUGAUUGCAUGUUAAGAGUUAACAUGCAUUUACACAGUCAUGUUCAAAAUCACUGAAAAGAAUGCAAAUGAAGAAUUAAAAGAAGCUAAGGCUAAGUUAAUUGAAAAGGUACCAGAUAUAGAAAAUAUGGAUGCAGAUGAAGCAAGUCAUUUACCAGUUGAAGAUGUAUGUGAUCGUCUGAGAGCUGACACCAAACAGGGGCUCUACUCAGCUGACGUUGCGCAGCGACGAAAACGCUUCGGCCUAAAUGAAUUUGUCAUUGCUGAUGAUGAACCAUUAUGGAAGAAAUAUGCUGGACAGUUUAAAGAUCCAUUGAUACUACUACUUUUAGCAUCAGCUGUAGUAAGCGUGAUAAUGGGGCAAUAUGACGAUGCUAUCAGUAUUACUGUGGCUAUCUUGAUUGUUGUAACGGUUGCUUUUGUACAGGAAUAUAGGUCAGAAAAAUCUCUGGAAGAAUUGAAUAAACUGGUACCACCAUCCUGUAAAUGUAUACGUGAUGGCGAAUUGUGUGAGAUUCUUGCACGACUGCUGGUUCCAGGUGAUACUGUACAACUGAGCAUAGGUGACCGUGUCCCGAGCGACAUCCGGCUAAUAGAGGCUGUGGACUUAGCUAUAGAUGAGUCCAGCUUCACUGGCGAGACCAAGCAGAGUAGCAAAACAGAGUUAACACAACCAGUAGGUGGUAAUGGACACCACACCACUAAGAAAAAUAUUGCCUAUAUGGGAACCCUUGUUCGAUGUGGUAGGGGAAAGGGCAUUGUCAUUGGUACGGGAGAGAACUCUAAAUUCGGUGAAGUGUUUAAAAUGAUGCAAGCUGAAGAGGCUCCCAAGACACCACUGCAGAAGAGCAUGGGUAUCCUAGGCAAACAGCUAUCUAUCUAUUCAUUUGCCAUUAUUGGCUGCAUCAUGGUACUAGGUUGGCUACAGAAACGGCCGAUGUGUAAAGUUUAUAAUAUCUCUUGCAGCCUGGCUGUAGCAGCCAUACCUGAGGGUCUACCUAUAGUUGUGACUGUCACCCUAGCCUUAGGGGUAAUGAGAAUGGCCAAGAGAAAUGCAAUUGUAAAGAAACUUCCCAUCGUUGAAACAUUAGGUUGUGUAAAUGUGAUAUGUUCAGACAAGACAGGUACGCUCACCAAAAAUGAAAUGACUGUCACCUCAGUAUAUACGUCUGAUAACUGCCAUGCAGAGGUAACUGGUGUUGGUUACAACGGGAAUGGCGAUGUAAUAUACGACGGACAGGUCGUUAGGGGUUACAAUAAUUCUUCAAUAGCUCGAUUAGCCGAGAUUGCCACUGUGUGCAAUAAUGCUGAAAUUCAACAGGGUAGUUUACUUGGCCAGCCAACUGAGGGCGCUCUCAUAUCAUUUGCUCAAAAGUUGCGAUUAAGUCAUUUACGCGAUGAGUACACUCGUAUAGAAGAGAAGCCUUUCAGCUCGGAAACAAAAACAAUGUCGGUGAAAUGCAUAUCUAUGAUGCGACCUCAAGAGGGGUCGAUGUACUUUGUAAAGGGGGCAAUAGAGCAAAUACUAAAAAAUUGUACCUCAUAUAAUUAUAAAAAUUAUUCUAAAAUGCUAACCAAAGAAGAUAAGGAGAGGUUCCGUCGCCAGGCUAAUUACCUUGGAAGCACAGGAUUAAGAGUGCUAGCCUUAGCCUUUGGUAGAGAAUCAGAUGAACUAACAUACUGUGGGAUGGUGGGUAUAAUAGACCCCCCGCGGCCAGCCGUCCGCGAGUCCAUUGAGACGUUGAUUGGCAGUGGCGUAGCAAUUAAGAUGGUGACGGGUGACUCAGAGGAAACGGCCACCGCCAUUGGAAGUAGGCUUGGCCUCUAUGCAGAAGGUUGUAAAUCUUUAUCAGGGGAUGAGGUGGAAGAUAUGGAGAUUAUGGAGCUUUCAGAAAUUAUUAACCAGAUUUCAGUAUUUUAUAGAGUAAGUCCAAGUCACAAGUUAAAAAUAAUAAAGGCCCUGCAACUGAACAAUCUUGUUGUCGGUAUGACCGGCGACGGGGUAAAUGAUGCUGUCGCACUUAAGACGGCUGAUAUCGGUAUAGCAAUGGGUCAGACGGGUACGGAUGUGAGCAAAGAGGCAGCUGAUAUGAUACUUGUUAACGAUGACUUCUACACCAUCAUGUCGGCCAUUGAAGAAGGCAAAGCAAUAUACUAUAAUAUAAAGAACUUUGUUAGAUUCCAAUUAAGCACGAGUAUUGCAGCUUUAACCCUUGUUGCCUUGUCAACUGUGCUCCACUUUCCCAACCCUUUGAAUGCUAUGCAGAUUUUGUGGAUUAACAUUAUAAUGGAUGGCCCACCAGCUCAAAGUCUUGGGGUUGAACCCGUUGACAAAGAUGUGAUCCGUCAGCCACCAAGAAAAGUCAAGGAGCCGAUGAUAACACGCUCCCUUAUCAUCAACGUUCUCAUCUCUGCCGCUAUUAUCGUCAUGGGAACGCUCUUUGUAUUUUGGAAAGAGAUGCAAGAUAACAAUAUUACCCCUCGUGAUACCACCAUGACUUUCACAUGCUUUGUAUUAUUUGACAUGUUCAACGCCCUUAGCAGUAGGUCCCAGACCAAGUCAAUCUUCACUGUUGGGUUUCUGACCAAUCGGAUGUUCCUGUAUGCAGUAGGAGGGUCCAUAUUUGGUCAGCUGAUGGUUGUGUACUUUCCUCCACUGCAGAGGGUCUUCCAAACAGAGGCACUCACCCUGUAUGAUCUGGCCUUCUUACUUUGUUUAACUUCAACCGUUUUUUGGGUGUCGGAAUUGAAAAAGCUUCUACAACGAAGACUGGACAAGCGAUACCAUCUUAACAAGCCGUACGAAUUUGAAUAUGAAAAAUGUGAAGAAGGCUCUGUCAAAUAUUUAUAAUGAUACUGUACGAGAUGAUGACAUUCUGUAGGGGUUAUCAUGCACACUGUUGUAUUAUACAGUAGGCCUACUACUUUAAAAAUAAGGGGGAUGGGAGGGGGAAUCUUGGAAUAUUCUCCAUCAAUCGUGCUCCUGUCACCUGUCCCCUUGCUUGGGAGAGAUUUUACUAUCCUUAAUUUAUUAUAAAAUAUUUAAUUUACAUGUCUUUCAUUAUAUAUUCAAUCAAAUCAUUUGGUACGAUCACGAAGUAAUUCCCCCGUUUACUACGGGUCCUGUUGUUGCUUAGUAACCAGCAGCGCUGCUUUGUUGGUUGACGCUACUGUUACUGCGACCAUAGAGAAAAUAGAACUACUGUGACCAUGGAGGUAUAAUACCUCUAUGCUGCGACGAUCACGACAAAGCACAAUUAGGUCUACCUGAGCCUACUUAAAUCCCCUUUUUGAUAGUCAUUGUUUUUUUUUCUAGACCGAUACCAAGUAACGUCAAAUAUUUAUUAUAGGUUUAUUAUACGUGUGUAUUUUGGCCUCCUGUGCCGAACAACUAUUGAGUAAUUUAAAUAUUUACACCUUUCGUCAACCCCGUCGUCAACAAAAGCGUAGGCCUACAUUUUGCAAUGUUUACAGAUACUUGAAGCGUCUGUGAGCUAGGUACCAAAAUGACAGGCUUCUGUGUGAUGAAGGUGAGGAGCAAAAUAAUUACAGUUUGUAUGAUUACAUAAUCACAAUGAAAGUGCACUACAUGAAAAGCUACUAGACUUUUUGAAAAUGAGGCGCCAAUGGCAGCAAAUGUACGUUGAAAUGAAAGUAAUUGUAAAAUCAAUGUCUAGUAAACCACAAUUUGACCUACGUUUUGAAAUUAGACCUACGUUUUGAAAAAAUUGACCUACGUUUUUGAAGAAAUAGAAGUACGUGUUGAGAAAGUAGACAUUCUAAUUUUACAAUUCAAUGUGAUACCAACAAAUAGGGGCCUACAUUUGUUGCCUGUGGCGCUUCAUAUUUUAGACCUUCAAUUCUGUACCGAACAUAUUACUAUUAAGAAAUUUAGAAUACUUUUCAACUAUAAUUCAUAAAGUGCAUUAUAAAAAAGAAAUGUACUAAAUUUGUAUGUAUUUAUAAAGACGGUGGCAUUUUCGAUACUAGUGUUCACUUUAAUUAUAUUAUUGUUUAAAGUAUAGGAUGAAGAUAUUUUGUAGAAAACUUUAUUUUAAGAAGCGGUAACGCUUUCUAAAUUGUUUAACGGGUAAAAUAAAUUAAAGAAGUACUGUAGUUAAGUUUAUUUAAAAAAAAAAAAAAAAAAAAAAA
Messenger RNA from Anneissia japonica, 4431 nucleotides. Its product is annotated as calcium-transporting ATPase type 2C member 1-like. Gene Ontology annotation, cellular component: Golgi membrane; plasma membrane; endoplasmic reticulum. The record is from RefSeq and is a predicted model, not a curated record. The transcript has 25 exons. NCBI's taxonomy places the organism in Eukaryota, Metazoa, Echinodermata, Crinoidea, Comatulida, Comatulidae. The coding region runs from base 320 to 3130 and encodes 936 amino acids. Gene Ontology annotation, biological process: intracellular calcium ion homeostasis; manganese ion transport; calcium ion transmembrane transport. Gene Ontology annotation, molecular function: ATP hydrolysis activity; ATP binding; P-type calcium transporter activity.